AUGUCCACCAUUAAUUUAUUCAAGCCACUUGUAUGGAUUGAUCUUGAAAUGACUGGACUGGAUCUUGAACGAGAUGUAAUUAUAGAGAUUGCUUGCAUUAUCACUGAUGGAAAUCUAAACGCUGUACAAGAAAGAUACGAUCUUGUUUUACAUCAGCCAAAAAGCGUUAUGGAUCAGAUGAACGACUGGUGUAUUCAAACCCAUGGCGAAUCUGGUUUAACAAAACAAGUCAUUGAAUCUACACUUACACUCAAAGAUGCCGAGGCAACCAUUCUUGAUUUUGUUAAACGUCAUAUUCCUAAACAGCGUGAAGGUGUGUUGGCUGGCAAUAGCGUUCAUGUGGAUCGUCAGUUUCUGCAUAAGCACAUGCCUUUGCUCAUCGAUCAUUUGCAUUAUCGAAUUGUGGAUGUGAGUUCUAUCAAGGAGAUUGGAAUGAGAUGGUACCCUGAUUUUUAUAAAAAAGCACCGAAAAAGAAACUGGCUCAUCGGGCCAUGGGUGAUAUCCUUGAAAGUAUUGAAGAGCUCAAGGCAUAUCGACUAUUGAUGUUCAAGCAGAAUUUGCCAUAG
Molecule: messenger RNA, 567 nt
Organism: Batrachochytrium dendrobatidis JAM81
Lineage: Eukaryota; Fungi; Chytridiomycota; Chytridiomycetes; Rhizophydiales
Exons: 3
Coding region: 1-567 (188 amino acids)
Cellular component (GO): mitochondrion
Molecular function (GO): nucleic acid binding; 3'-5'-RNA exonuclease activity
Source: RefSeq, a predicted model, not a curated record